This is a messenger RNA of Symphalangus syndactylus (siamang), 670 nucleotides long. Its product is annotated as cytochrome P450 2C8-like. The record is from RefSeq and is a predicted model, not a curated record. Gene Ontology annotation, cellular component: cytoplasm; intracellular membrane-bounded organelle. Gene Ontology annotation, molecular function: heme binding; iron ion binding; oxidoreductase activity, acting on paired donors, with incorporation or reduction of molecular oxygen, reduced flavin or flavoprotein as one donor, and incorporation of one atom of oxygen. Lineage: Eukaryota; Metazoa; Chordata; Mammalia; Primates; Hylobatidae. Gene Ontology annotation, biological process: xenobiotic metabolic process.
UGGAUAAAGAAAAAGUGGUACAAAUACAACAGGAAACCCUAUGCAGCCAUAAAAAAGAAUGAAAUCUUGUUCUUUGUAGCAACAUAGAUGCAGCUGGAGUGAAUUAACGCAGGAAGAGAAAGCCAAAUAUUGUAUGUUCUCACUUACAAGGAGGAGUUAAACAUCAGUACUCAUGGACAUAAAGAUGGCAACAAUAGACACUGGGGACUACUAGAUGGGGGCCGAAGAGGAGGAAGGGUUGAAAAACUACCUGUUGGAUACUGUGCUCUCUACUUGGCUGAUGAAUGAGCAGGAAGCAGGCAGAUUCCCCCGCUGAGCUCCCCAACAUCCUGCGCUUUCCCCUCUGGCAGCCUUCCUCCUACUAUCACCUCAGCAUCACACAAUAUACCCAUGUGACAAUCCCGCAAACAACAACAAAAAAGGGCACGACCAUAAUAACAUCCCUGACUUCUGUGCUGCACAAUGACAAAGAAUUCCCCAACCCAGAGAUGUUUGACCCUGGCCACUUUCUGGAUAAGAGUGGCAACUUUAAGAAAAGUGACUACUUCAUGCCUUUCUCAGCAGGUAAUAGAUAUUCAUUUCCAUCUGUCCUUCAGUGGACACGAUACCUUUUUGAAAUCAGUUGACUCUUAUGAUGCCACCUCUGAGGUUUGGCUGAAUUGCUUUGCAG